AUGCCACACAAGCUUAGCAGCGGCCCGCCAUUCCGGGCCGAGCACAUGGGCUCACUACUACGUCCAGACAACCUCCUCGAAGUUCGUGAGAAGGUUGCCACCGGAAUCUCCGCCGAAGCUGCCGGGCUGCCCACCAUCGAACAAGAAGCCAUCUGCGAUGUCGUCAAGAUGCAGCGAGACCUCGAGUUCAAGGCCGUUACUUCUGGCGAGUUCAACCGCACCCGAUUCUGGGGAUUGAUGUGGGAUGAGUUCCAGGGAACAAUCCGCCUCCAAGACGCCGAAUCCUCAAUGUUCAGACUCUACCACCCAGACGUGGUAAGCCUGAUCGAAAAAGACAGAAAAGUAAUGCCGGGUGACUCUGUUAUCGCAGGGAGCAAGCUCUCCCACAGCGUCUCAGCCUCCCAAUCCAACCUGCACGAGCUGCGUCUAGUCCAGGCGUCGCUGCCACAGAGCGAAUGGCACAAUAUCAAACUGACGAUGAUCACUCCCGCCUGGUUCCACAUGAGAUACAAGCAAGGACGUGCAUACACCCCUGACGCCUAUUCCAAUGACGCGGAGUACUUCGCCGACGUUGCGAAAGUGUAUCGCGCCGAGCUUGCGUCGCUGUAUGCAGCCGGUCUGCGAAACGUGCAAUUCGAUGACCCCGGGAUGGCGUAUUUCUGCUCGACAUCGUUCCGGGAGGGAUGGGCGGAUGAUGCCGAUAAUGAAGGGACUGUGGAUGAUUUGUUGGACGCUUAUAUUAAGCUUUACAAUGAUUGUUUUGUUGGAUUGCCUGAUGAUAUGCAUACGGGGAUUCAUCUUUGUCGGGGGAAUUUUAUUGGGGGACGGCAUUUUUCUGAGGGGUCUUAUGAUAUCAUUGCGAAGAAGUUGUUUGAGGAUUUGGACGUUGACACUUUCUAUUUGGAGUAUGACACUGAGCGGGCUGGGGGGUUUGAGCCGUUGAAGUUUUUGCCCAAGGGGAAGAAUGUUGUUGUCGGGGUUAUUAGUACCAAGGUGCGGGAUUUGGAGGACAAGGAGGUUAUGAAGCAGAGGAUUUAUUCGGCUGCUGAUUUUGUUGCUGAAGGGUCUGGGGAGACUAGGGAGGAGGCGCUCAAGAGGAUUUGUGUCAGUCCCCAGUGUGGAUUUAGUACUCAUGAGAGUGGGUAUCCUCUUCUUGGUGAGCACCAGAAGAAGAAGUUGAGUCUGGUGAGGGAGAUUGCGGAUGAGAUUUGGGGAGAGGCUUGA
This is a messenger RNA of Penicillium robsamsonii, 1224 nucleotides long. Its product is annotated as cobalamin-independent methionine synthase II family protein. The coding region runs from base 1 to 1224 and encodes 407 amino acids. Gene Ontology annotation, molecular function: zinc ion binding; 5-methyltetrahydropteroyltriglutamate-homocysteine S-methyltransferase activity. The record is from RefSeq and is a predicted model, not a curated record. The transcript is spliced from 2 exons. Lineage: Eukaryota; Fungi; Ascomycota; Eurotiomycetes; Eurotiales; Aspergillaceae.